GCUUUGUCAGCAAUGGAGUGAUUCCUAACUUGGGAUCUGACACAACUGAGUUGGAUCUGCCAGCUGUACAAAGAUACUUAGAUGAUUACAAAAGCUGCAUUCAAGAGAUGACUAAACUAGCCUGUGGCAGUAUAGAUUUGUCCCUUGAUGUCCAGACUUCCUUAGCAGUACCUGUACAAAUUGUCAGAAAGUACUCUCACUUCAUAAGCACAAAUAACUGCUCAGAUAAUAGUCUUACAUCUGCUUUGCGGGAAUGUGAUGGCAUUUGGGAUCUAGAUGUGGAUCCGCUACUGAAACAUACUGACAACAGUGACUUAAUUCAAGCCUGCAGUUCUAUUGAGAUAUUUGGCAACUGUGUCAAGCAAAAGGUAAUUCCACUGUGUGAAAAGAUGGAGGUUGCAUCAACACAUCCCAGUGUACAUUCAUACCUGUCUAAUGCUCUGGAUGUAUACAAGACAAUUUGCUCACAAGAUCUGAAUGCAGUCAGUGAAGCCAUGUGCAACAAGCCUGACCUGCUUAUAGCAUUUAUGGAGUGUGGAGGCAUCAUUGACUACAGAGUAGUUCCAUUUUCUGAUGACCCUAAUGAUGAUGUUAAGCUGGAAAUUGCUUGCAGAGGUGUUAAGGAGUACAAAAGGUGCAUUUUUUCAAGGCUAAAUACAGUUUGUCAAGAAAAAAUUAUCCCAAUGAGCAAUGACAUAACCAAGUAUCUCAGAAACUAUUACAACCUGUAUGACUGGGUUUGUAAUGCCACCACUACAGGUGAAUAUUGUCACACAGAAGAACUGAAACAAAACCUAACCAAGUGUGUCGGACUCCUUAACAAAGAAUUCGACAUUUCUGUCACUGGACUUGACACAGACUACUUUUGCACCUUCUUGGAGGAUUACAAACUAUGCCUCAGCACUCGCACUAGCCUUGCAUGUCGUAAAAAUGAGCAAGCAAUGCGCUCUCCAGAAAUUAUCUACCUCACAAAAGACAUAGUCUCCAAGUUCAUGAGUCUCUGCAACAUGAUAGACAUAAAAGAAUGUAGCAGAGAUAUCAUCUUGGAGAUCAUUCACAAAUGCAAAGGGUUCAUAAAUUACAUUCUGAUCGACAGCCUUCAGGACAGUACCGAUCCGCUGGGCAUGAAAGAAGCUUGCAGAGAUAUUUCCUAUUACCACCACUGCGUUCAAUCUGAAGUUUUCAAAGUGUGUGAUGUCUCAAGCCCUGUGCUUCAAGACCAAGUAAUUCAGGAGUACAUGGUAGGCCUAACCAGGAAUCUAUCCUGGGUGUGUGACCUCAACACCAAACCUGAGAACUGCACAGUGAAAAAUAUUUUGCCAUACAUUGCUGAAUGUCAAGGAUUCAUAGAAGGCAUUGGAGAUCCCCACAAUCUUCGAAAAGCUGACAGUUUUGGGCUGAAUGUUGCUUGCAGCUUUAUUCAGCAGUACAAAGAAUGUAUCGACCUCAACAUUAGAUAUGUCUGCAGGGAGCCGAAAGUGCUAUCCGAAGUAUCAGAGAUCAGCUUCUACACACAAGACCUUUAUUACAAAUACUCCUGGACAUGCAACAAAAAGAAAAAUGGUGAAAUAUGCGACACCGACAAGCUUCUCAGUCACCUAGAACAGUGUGAUGUUUUUCUUGUCCACGGAGUGAUGCCCUAUGUUGAUAGCUCAUUUGAAACACUGAAGUACAGUUAUGUUUGCGAUGCCCUGGAGGAUUACAGGCAUUGUGUUGUUUCAAAAAUCAGCAGGCACUGUGGGUAUGACACCACGAUCGUACAAAAGUCACUAAUAAGGCAGUACCUUUUUGACUUGUACAACAAAUACAAGUGGAUAUGUGACAAAGCACACAAAAUUGAAUGCACACCACAACACUUGGCCCUACAUGCCAAAAACUGCGAGUUACACUUGAACUUCAGCUCUGCACCUCAUGUGGGGAUUCAUGAUCAGGAUAGUAGCAUUCUGGUUUGUAGGGGACUUCAUGAAUACCAAUCCUGCCUUCGGCAGAUUUACUACAAUCUGUGUGCUUACAACAAUUCAAUGAAGCCUUGGAACUCAACUUACCUGUUGUCCUCAAAACGCAUAAAGAACAUUGAGGAGGCAUGCUCGAGGCAAAAGGAUCCCAUCGGCAUAGAUGUGUGCAACACAAAGGUCCUCAAUGACUUGUCCCAUCGGUGUCAUGGGAUUGUUGAUACAAACCUAAUUCCCAAUGUGCGCAAAAAGAAUAACAGCCCAAAGCUGCAUGAGGCAUGCAGUGCUUUGACACAAUUUCAGCAAUGCAUCCACCGCAACCUCGGUCAUUGCAAUACCACAGCAGGCCUCAGCAAAGAGGUACCUCAGAAAUACAGCUGGGUGUGCAAGGAAACAUCAAACCAUACCACUGCAACCACAUGUAAUGAAACAGUACUAUUGGAAGAGAUGCAAGAGUGCCUUGGGAUCAUGUAUUUUAUAGUGAUACCAAAUGCAGCUAUGAAAAAGGAUCAAGCAUCUCUUGCAAAUGCUUGCAAGGGCCUCAAACAUUACCAGAACUGUGUGUUAAGCAAAACAUCAAACAUAUGCGCAAAUAAAAUCCUUGUGCGGUCGACAAAGGUACGACGACUAACCCGCCACAUCAUGAAAAGGUUCAGUUGGACUUGCAACAUUCAAGGACAGAAUCAAGAGUGCAAAACACACAACAUAGUCGAACAUCUGAAAACGUGCCUGGGUUUUAUAGACCUUUCAGUAACUCCCAACAUUUUUUAUCCCUUGGACAAAGAUAAAAUGCAGAUGGCUUGCAGUGGUCUUGAGGACUACCAGGACUGUGUAGACAGCAAGCUCUAUGAAAUGUGUGCUCCACUAACUAAAUAUUUCAAACGAAAGGAUGUGAAGUUGUUUACAGAGCUGCCAAGCAAGUAUAGCUGGGUUUGUCACACCAGCCACACUCAUGAAUGUACUGUUGAGAAUGUGAUGAAAAGCAUAAAAAUAUGCAAAGGGCUGAUAACAACUGUUCUUUUUGCCAAAUUGAACAAAGAGGAAGCAGACCAUAACCAAUCUAUGGCAUGCAGAGCCAUGCAGUCAUUUGAACUAUGCACAACCGUUCAAGUUGGGAAGAUCUGCCGCCCAGAUGAUAUCGUUCUUCGCCACCACAAUGUCAGAUCAGCGACUGAAGAGAUAUUGAACACUUAUGACUGGGUUUGCAGUAACAAACACUCAUCACAAUCUAUUGCUAUUGUGGAUGCUGCAACUAUGUUUCGAGAUAACAGCUGCCAACAAGACCUCUUAAGAGACAAGCUGAAGCAUUGUCAAGAUUCUUUUGAGAAAGGGAUUCCUGUUGGUGUCUUGAAUGACAAGUUUGUAUCAAGAGAUCUUGAGCUGACAUGCAGAGCUCUUCAGUCUUAUCAGACAUGUUCUCAAUUAGCACAAUUAGAACUGUGCUCAAACCAUGAGGAAAGUGUUAAAAUCGUUCUGGACUACUCUAAGGUCUUGUAUGAAACCUAUAAUUGGACCUGCAAUGUGCAAACUGAGGCAGUGUGUGAUGAAGCCUUUCUGUCAAAAUCUAUUCCUGCCUGUCUGGAAAUUCUUAAAAAUGAGCUCAUACCACACAUCAAUGGAAUUGCCAGUGGAAAGGUUCAGAAAGCAGCAUGCGAGGGCUACAAGCACUACAAACGCUGUGUCAAAUAUAUAAUAAACUCUAACUGCCAAAAUGUCCACAUUGAUAAUGCAGCAAGCCAUGUGGGAGUUUUAAGCUUCCUUACAAAUAAGCUGUCUUCAAGUUUUCAGUGGUCAUGCAAUGGAUUUCACUGCAAUGGAAAUCAAGUUAUUAGCAACAUCAAAAAAUGUACACACAUCUUGCAAGAGUUAUCAAGCUCUUUUGUGAAAAGUGCAAGAAUAGAUCCUUGCGAGAAAGUUCUAGCGUACAAGAAAUGCAUCCAUAAGAAGAUGGACCUUCCCUGCACUCUAAGCAACCAUCUCCUGCAGUCAAAAGAGCUAGAACAUUAUACAGAUGUUCUGUAUAGUGCUUUUGAUGAAUUUUGUGGUGGAGCACGAUCAGAGUGUGACAAAGAGGAACUCCUGCAAGGCUUGUAUAGGUGUGAAGAAAUAAUCUCCAAGCAAGUCCAACCAUACACCAUGGACAGAGGGAACCAGUACCAAAGUAGGCUGGCAUGCAGGGGCCUGAGUGAGUACAAGUGGUGUGUCACCAAUGUGAAAGCUUUGUUACAUUGCAAAAAUGAAGAUGAGCUGGAAAACGAAGGAGACAUUGAUAAAUUAAUUAUUGCCAUUGAGGAAAAAUACAAUUGGACAUGCGAGGAAAAUUCAAAAAUAUGCACAGCUCCCAAGUUUAAAUCAGCCCUUAAACCAUGCUAUAAAAUUUUGUCAACCGAUGUGCUGCCAAAUAUACUCAGCUACGACAAUACCACAAGGAUGGAGACUGCUUGUCGGGGGGUACGUCACUACCAGGUCUGCGUAAGUAAGAAGCUGCUUGACUUAUGCAAGAGGAAGCCUGUAUACACAGAUGAAAUGCUAUACUUCAAGGAUAAAGUUCCAAAGCUGCUGAUGUGGACAUGUUCAUGGACCUCUAUGAGAGGACAUUGCAAUGAGCAAGCUCUCCUUCUCAAGAUGGCCUCUUGUGCCUUUGAGCUACAGCAGAGUGCUGUGCCCACAAGCUAUGGAAACUAUAGCACGAGUGAACAGAUGGCAGGCUGCAGAGCUUACACAACCUACAAGAUGUGUCUGUUGAAUGUAACAUCCGAGACAUGCAAAAACAAUGCUACAAUCAUGCAAAGCAAAGUCGUGCAGCACUUUACUUAUGACAUACUCAAGCAAUAUGAGCAUUACUGCAACUACAAAGUGGCCCACCAAGAACUCGCUGGACAAAUAUCACGGUGCAAUGAAGAAGCUUUGCGAAUUAGAUACAUCGAAUGCAGUCAAAUAAUCUCUACAGAAGUCAUUCCAUACACAGAUGAGCCCAGUGAUUCUCCCUUUCUUAAUGAUGCUUGCAAGGCCGUCAGAAAAUUCCAAAACUGCAUAGCAAAAAUUCCAACCCAAGACUGUUCAAAUGGGUUGAAAAUACCAUUUUCAGAAGAGUCAAGGUAUUAUAUUUUUGUUUUAAAGAAGAAAUAUGAGUGGGUGUGCAGUGGCAAUGGAGAUUAUAUGUGUAAUCCUGAGGUUCUUCUCCUGUACCUUGCAAAAUGUGAAGCCACAUUUAUGAAAUCUCAUGUGCGUGACUAUGUGGAUGUUGAUAUUCUGAGUGGCAUGGACUGCAGAGAUAUUCAAAAUUACCAGUGGUGUCUACGAAACUCUAUCUUUGAGUCGGACUGUGAAUACUACCAGAAUAUCCUUACAUCACCUGAAGUCCUGUACUUUACAGAUAAACUCCUUAGGCCAUAUGCUAAAAACUGCCAUGUCAACUUAGACUGCCAAAUAGGGUCUCUGUACACAGAACUUUCAGAAUGUGCACCUAUCAUCAAAGUCAAAGUCCUUCCAUUUGUGCAAGAAGGCUGGGUACAAAACCCAAUCACUGCUUGUGGGGGUACAAGAGAGUACCAGAACUGCUUCAGGCAUGCUAUGCAAAAAACAACUUGUGACAAAAGUGCAGCACUAUUCAAACUAGCCGAAGUGCAGUACUACAGGAACUUCCUAUUCAACUCAUACAACUGGACCUGCUUUGAGCAUGCUGCUCCAAUUGGAUCAUGUGAGAAAGAUCAAGUGUUACGAGACCUGCAAAAAUGCAAGUCCUCAAUUUUCGAUGCCACCUCUCCUGUAAAGCCUAGUUCCUGCAGCUCUUUGUCAGUUGCCAACUACCUGAGUUGCACCGAAAAAACCAACAUAAAGCUGGCUUGCACUGCCGAUCCAGCAAAAGUUUCUGAUAUCGCCAAACACGUCAGGGAGAAUCUCCUAGACUACCGAGCGACGUGUGGAUUUGACCAAAUUACUAAAUCUCUUGGGACCAAGUUUAUGAAAAAUGAAUUCGACCAGUGCCAGAUCAUGUUAAGAAAAUCCGAUCGUGUCCUGAAGUCUGCGCAAAUUCGAGAAACGAAGGUGGUCGAUGCAUGCCGAGCCCUACAGCUCUUUGCACUAUGCACAGAAUCUGCCAUUAUUCUAAGUAAAAACGUUGCCGAUUCCCAGGCAGUGGUAGAAAUACGCAAUGCAUCGGAACAGCUGACUAACAGCUACAAGAUAAAAUGUGCUCCACAUGAGUGUAACAGGAAGAAAAUUGUUGAAGAGUUAUACAAAUGCUUCUUGAAUGAUCCAGUUACAUCAAACUGCAGUCUGGCUCGAAGAAACAAUCUGACUGCACUGGCUCAGCCGUGCCUGACCAAAGUGUUCAAAGACAACGCUUGUGCCAGGAAAGUGGAUGUUGUCUAUGUCUCCAGAGAACUUUUCUCCACCAAAGUGAAUAUGCGAAGGCACGACUGCAAUAUGCUCAGGUCUCAAUACCUGCAAUGCAACCACGGCGAGUUUACCAGCUUCUUGCAAAAGUGCUACGAGAGCUUCCUAAGAGAAGUUACCGGAAGAAGCAUUGCGACACCGAAGUUCUGCAGAACAUACCACAAGUAUGGCAAUUGCGUGGACGAUGCCAGUGCGGAGACGUCCUGCUUCAACGUAACCAUGCUGCGUGCCCCGUAUGAGGCCAGCCUUCGGAACUUCACGUCGAAGUACUCGGACAUAUGCACGCAGUACAUUCGUAGCGUCAGUAACAUUACAAGACACUCACCUGUUGACAAAGCUGGCGUACCGGCGUCGGCCGGUUACGCCUUCACGAGUAGAAGUCAUAGAGUAGUCAUGGUUAUUUACCUCGCCCUGUUAUCCCCCCUGUUCCUUUCCUCGCCAUUUGCAUAUCGAAUUCGGCUUUGACCGCGCAGUUUUAUCAGGUGAAAUAAACUGUUUUCGUUGAACUCGUU
Molecule: messenger RNA, 6862 nt
Organism: Ixodes scapularis (black-legged tick)
Lineage: Eukaryota; Metazoa; Arthropoda; Arachnida; Ixodida; Ixodidae
Exons: 50
Coding region: 108-6815 (2235 amino acids)
Source: RefSeq, a predicted model, not a curated record